Messenger RNA from Spirometra erinaceieuropaei, 431 nucleotides. Lineage: Eukaryota; Metazoa; Platyhelminthes; Cestoda; Diphyllobothriidea; Diphyllobothriidae. The record is from the annotation of a GenBank genome assembly.
AUGACGCAGUCAUUGUGGGAUUUAGCCCUCCGACAAAAGCUACUCAAGCAGGGUAUUAUAGUAGCGGUGUCUCUUUAAACACUUUAGAGAAAAAUCGCCCAAAUGAGUCAGUGCUUGUCUUUGCCGGAGCAAGAUCAUGUGUUUGUCUCAAUUUUCUUGCUUAUAUUUCAACAUUAGGGAAAAACUACUAUUAUCAACAAUUUCCUCGAGAAGGAUGAAAAUCCUAAGCCCACUUUAGCCCUCGAAUAUAAUUUUGCCCGGAAGAGUCUGGGUCCCUAUGUGGUUUGAGCUUCCAUUUCGUCGUUACAAAAUAUGCGUUAACGCAUAUUUGUAUGUAGGCAAAGUCAGUUGCGCACAUAUGGGAACUAGGCGGUGGACCCAAACUUUCAAAUUUGCUGGAUGUAACAGUCACCAAGGACAGUAUCGAGUAA